Molecule: messenger RNA, 687 nt
Organism: Closterium sp. Naga37s-1
Lineage: Eukaryota; Viridiplantae; Streptophyta; Zygnematophyceae; Desmidiales; Closteriaceae
Source: the annotation of a GenBank genome assembly
AUGCAUCCCUACCAUGCUUGCUCUUCUCCCCCUCCACCCAUGCCUCAGCAGCUCUUCCUGUGCAGCGUGGGCGUUUCAUCAAGGCGUUGCGGGAGUGCAAGGGAGCGUGUAGCAGUGCGGAGGGGCAUGGCUGUGGUGCUGCAUGAGCGCCGUCACAGGUUCCCUCCCAUCUCCUUCAUUGACCGCUCGUGCCAACAGGUAGAGUUUGGCAAACGUGCUGGCGGCUCACAUCCUUGGGUGCUUCUCAUGCCGCCUCUCGCCCGCCCAACCACUUCGCUCGUCACUGCUGCCACUCUGCAGGAGCGGGAGAAGCAGGCGCGCAAGAAGGCAGCAGCAGCAGGUGUCCCAUACGUGGAAGGGGCAGCAGAGGCGCCAGCAGAGGGCGACGCCCCAGACGACACCACCAGAAGAGCCUCUGCAGCCGAGGAGACCAGCAGAAGAGCAGUUGACGCCGCUGCCAACAGCAAGGGCGACGCGGGCAAGGGCGGAGAGGAGGAAGAAGAGGCAGGGCUGGUCGAGGAGGGAGCAGCGUGGGCGGCAGGCACUGGUGGCGCUGAGGAAGAAGAAGAGUGGGUGGAUGAGUGGGGGUGCCCUUUGGGGGGUGCCGGGCUGGUUCUUGUUAUGCUCGCUAUUAUCAUCGCUUACUUUGUGCAGAAGGCACUGAACCCGGCACAGCCCCAUAUUUGA